This is a messenger RNA of Gadus chalcogrammus (walleye pollock), 5517 nucleotides long. RefSeq names its product tripartite motif containing 71, E3 ubiquitin protein ligase (gene trim71). Gene Ontology annotation, molecular function: protein binding; zinc ion binding; ubiquitin protein ligase activity. Lineage: Eukaryota; Metazoa; Chordata; Actinopteri; Gadiformes; Gadidae. Gene Ontology annotation, biological process: proteasome-mediated ubiquitin-dependent protein catabolic process; protein polyubiquitination. The record is from RefSeq and is a predicted model, not a curated record.
ACGAUCGCAGGACUGAGUGGCUCGUAGCCCACUCGGGAGCCUCCAGAGAGGCGCGUGGAAAAGCCCUUUGCAUUCCUCCGCGCAUGCAUAGCCAGGGAGAGGUUAAUAGGAAGUGGGCUCCCUCCCAGCCGGAGCUGGGGUAAACUUGCAAAUUGCGUGCAACAUCGUUGGAAAGGUGUUGCGUGCUACGGAGUCCAGCGAUCGUUCCGUUCAAACGUCCAGGGGCUCCUGGAUCUCUCGGGUUUGCGUCCACGCGAUGGACCGUGUCGCUUGUGUGCCAACGCUUUCAUGAAUAAUUUAGAGUCUUCUGGUCCGAGGCUAGUGCUGCUGCUACUACCACCGGUCGCUGGCUGCGCCUGACGCCGAGGAACGGGCCCCGAUGGUGGACUAGAGGGGAGACGACAACACGGACUCUGAGAAGCGGACGGGUAUACGUUGGACAUUUUCCUCGCAGGCUACUUGGUGCGCCCGUUUUAUCAACGGGGCUCCGCAGUCAUGUUGACUCAGUGGGGGAGGAGAGACGCACCUCAUACUUAGACGCUAUAUCUCUGUCACUACAAUUACAGAUUUAUUUCAUGAAACCAGCCUCCAAGACGACAGCGAACGUUUUACCCGUCUAGGCGCUAAAGUGCGUGUUUAUGAUUAUUCAGAAAUUACAACGAUGCCUUUCUUUAAGCUGCCUUAUUAUGGGGAUGAAUUGUCUUGUUAGUUGUAGAUCAAUGUGUCUCCUGAUAAGUUGAUCUCAACCUUAUCGAUUUCAAAGUUGCUACCUCAUUUUUUUUUUGCAUCUGUUCAGUGUUAUUUACUGUAAGAAUUUUUACAAGUCGAUAAGCAAGGGUGAUCCGACUUCAUGUAUACCUCAUAAAUCUACCUCAAACACAAACAUCAUAACACACCCCCAAAUUAGAUUCCUGGACUAAUUCACGUUUUGAAUCGAAGCUGUUCAUAGUGGCGAUGCAGAUGGCUUCGUUCCCCGACACUGACCUGCAGACGUGUCCGCUCUGCAAAGAGCUCUGCGGCUCCUCGGCGCCGAUCUCGUCCAACUCCUCGACCUCCUCCUCCUCCUCCCACACAUCGACCUCCUCCAGUCAGACCUCCAGGAGGCUCCACGUUCUGCCCUGCCUCCAUGCCUUCUGCAGGCAGUGCCUCGAGGGCCAGCGUAGCCCGGGAGACCCCCUCAAGCUCCGGUGCCCCACCUGCGACCAGAAGGUGUCCAUCUCGGAGGCCGGGUUGGACUCCCUCCCCUCCACCAACUUCCUCUUCAGCAACCUGUUGGACGUGGUGGUGAGCGCCGAGGGACCAGCACCAAAACAGAGAACGCCAUCCACCGUGGUGCCUGCUGGGCGGGGGGGGGGCGCGGCUGCCGCGGGCUUCCACCACCAGCACGGGUCCGCGCCUCACCAGCUCCUCGUGGAGCCCCAGUGCAGCUCCUGCGACGAGGAGAACCCCGCCAGCUCCCACUGCCUGGACUGCCAGGAGUACCUGUGCGACAACUGCGUGCGGGCCCACCAGCGGGUGCGCCUCACCAAGGACCACUUCAUCGAGCACCUGAGCGAGAGCUUCCACCUGGGCGGCCGCGCCAACGCCCUCACCAACGGCAACAACACGGCGGGCAGCCCGGGGGCACGGUGUCCCUGGCCCCAAUCCCUGCCAAGAACAACUUCGCCCUGCUCUCGCCCUUUCCAGGACCGCAUUAGCUUCUGCAGCACCACGACAAAGGAGGUGUUCCUGUUCUUCUGUGAGAGCUGCUCGGUGCCCGUCUGCAGGGAGUGCAGUGCGGGGCGCCACAUGGGCCACAGCUUGGUGUACCUGCAGGACGCCGUGCAGGACUCCCGGGCCGUCACCACCCAGCUGCUGGCCGACGCCCAGCAGGGCCGACACGCCGUGCAGCUGAGCAUGGAGAAGGCCCAGGCCAUGGCGGAGCAGGUGGAGAUCAAGGCUAAGGUGGUGCACACGGAAGUGAAGGCCAUCGUCCUCCGUCACCGCAAGGCGCUGGAGGAGAGGGAGAGCGAGCUGCUCUGGAAGGUGGAGAAGAUCCGGCAGGUGAAGGCCAAGUCGCUCUACCUGCAGGUGGAGAGGCUGCACCUGAGCCUGACCAAGCUGGACGGCACCAUCGCCGCCGUCAGCCAGGUGCUGGAGGACGGCCGCCACCUGGACGUGCUGCUGGCCCGCGACCGCAUGCUCACCCAGAUCCACGAGCUCAAGGCCCUGCGCGGCAUGCUGCAGCCCCAGGAGGACGACCGCUUCAUGUUCACCCCGCCCGACCAGGCCCUGUACCUGGCCAUCCAGUCCCUGGGGCUGAUCAGCAGCGCGGCCUUCGCCCCCGUCACCAAGGCCCACGGCGAGGGCCUGAAGACGGCCCUGCGCGGCAAGCCGGCCUCCUUCACCGUGGUGGGCUACGACCACGACGGUGAGCCUCGGCUGUCGGGCGGCGACGCGGUCUCGGCCGUGGUGGUGUCGGUCGCCGAGGGCAACCUUUCGGCGGUGGAGAUCACGGACCACCAGAGCGGCUCGUACACGGUCAGCUACCUGCCCAAGAGCGAGGGGGAGCACCUGGUGUCGGUGCUGGUGUGCAACCAGCACAUCCUGGGCAGCCCCUUCAAGGUGGCGGUGAAGUCGGGCCGGAGCUACGGCGCGCUGGGCUCCCAGGUGGCGGCGUUCGGCUGCGAGGGGGAGAGCGACGGGGAGCUGUGCCGGCCGUGGGGCAUCAGCGUGGACAAGGAGGGCUACGUGGUGGUGGCGGACCGCAGCAACAACCGCGUGCAGAUAUUCAAGCCCUGCGGGGCCUUCCACCACAAGUUCGGCACCCUGGGCUCCCGGCCCGGGCAGUUCGACCGGCCGGCCGGGGUCGCGUGUGACAGCCAGCGACGCAUCAUCGUGGCUGACAAGGACAACCACCGCGUGCAGGUGUUUACUUUCGAGGGCCAGUUCGUGCUGAAGUUCGGCGAGAAGGGUACCAAAAACGGGCAGUUCAACUACCCCUGGGACGUGGCCGUCAACUCGGAGGGCAAGAUCCUGGUGUCGGACACACGCAACCACCGCGUGCAGCUGUUCGCCGCCGACGGCUCCUUCCUCAACAAGUACGGCUUCGAGGGCGCGCUCUGGAAGCACUUUGACUCUCCGCGCGGCGUGGCCUUCAACCACGAGGACCACCUGGUGGUGACCGACUUCAACAACCACCGGCUGCUGGUCAUCCGGCCCGACUGCCAGUCGGCCCGCUUCCUGGGGUCGGAGGGCACGGGCAACGGGCAGUUCCUGCGGCCGCAGGGCGUGGCGGUGGACCAGGAGAACCGCAUCAUCGUGGCGGACUCGCGCAACCACCGCGUGCAGGUGUUCGAGCCCAACGGGAACUUCCUGUGCAAGUUCGGCACGCAGGGGAACAGCUUCGGGCAGAUGGACCGGCCGUCUGGCAUCGCCGUGACGCCCGACGGCGUCAUCGUGGUGGUGGACUUUGGGAACAACCGCAUCCUCAAGUUCUAGGACAGAUUUGUCUCUCUCUCUCUCUCUCUCUCUCUCUCUUUCUCUAUCGCUCUCUCUCUGUCCGUCUGUCCCCCUCUCUGUCUGAUCACGGUCUCGCUGUCUGUUGGUUCUGUGAGCAGAGCAGUGGGUGCAGGACACGGAGGAGGAAGACAUAUCAACCAACGCAAUCCGGAGGAGAGCUUAAAGAGAGAGAUCAGAGCAGGGAAGAAGCAGCAGAAGCAGAGAGAGUUGAAGGGAAAUCAAAAUGUUUUUGUGUCCCCGCUGUAGUUUGCCAAUAUUGUCAAAAAAUCGAAAAUAAUCUGUGGUAUGUGUGAUGAAAACGGGGGACCUCCGCGAAAAUCAAUGACCGUUUGGCAAAGAAAGGUUUUUAUUUCCUCCUUCUAUGCUCAUCUCGGCGUUCGGCUCUGUUCACUUUUUAAGCUCCGCUCAAGUAGCCAUCUCAGGGAACCUCAAAUUGUUAUGAUUCUUUUCUUAAAACCUUUUUUUGUUUCGUUUUUUUUUUUUUUACCCUCUGCUCCACACCUACCUCAUGUUGCUCGUUAUGAAUGUACCCACAGUCACUGAGCAGAGGUGUAGUCCGUGAAGGUUUACUAAGAAGAAAGAAAGAAAAGAAGAAGAAAAAAAAAAAACACAAAAAAAAUGUCUACCUCAAUACUUUUUAUUUAAGAGAGACACAAAGAAUUGACUCUUCGGUUGGUAUUUGCACAGGAUUCAUGGAUUUAUUGCUGUGCAGUUAGGAACAGAGUGGGUCGAGUAGGACCUAUUGAAAGUUCCCCCCCCGAGACCGUUCUCGGACCACUGUACAGGCCGCACAGUGAGAAAAUUGAGCGGCCCAAGAACCUUGGGGUUCACUGGUGUCAUUUCACAAGUCCUCGUUUGUUUUGUUUGGUUUUUUGGGAGGCGAUCUUCUCCAAAAUCUUCCAGGAGCGACUUAUUUUGACUCUGUGGAAGAUGUGUUGUGUCAUAGCCGCCCCAGGUAAAUGCGUUUGGAGCAAAAUGCCAAUCUCUGUGGGAAUCAAAAUGGAGCUCAGGUCAUUGUUGUUUGAUUAUCAUUUAUCCGUCAGACUCUCCUGCUGGCCUUGUUGGCUCAUCGAUCAUACCGGAUUCAGAUAAGGCCCAUUAAGGAUUAUAUUGUAAAAUAAAUAAUGAAUAUACUUAUAUAUAUAUAAGUAUGAAAACAUUUUUAAAACCCUCCCCUUGACAUAAGCCAAUAGUUUUAUAUCACAAUUGUUUAAUGUAAAACAAAUACCAAUCGGCCAUCAGUGAACCUAAUGCCCCCAGGGAGACACAGAGGUCCUUAUGCAAAGAGAGCUUUGUCCUCUCUCGGUAACCGAGGACCCACCAAAGGAUUUCUAAAAGAAGAUGCUUCCAGAGCGCAGUGUGAGCUCAAGUGAAUGGUCUAAUCAUGAAUAAGCAGCCCCCUCAGCCGUAGAGGUGAGCGCUAUCAACACGAUAUCGGAAAGAAGGUCUCAUUGGCCACCAUGAGGACAAUUCCUGAUAUUGAGAAGAAAGAACGGCCAUUCGAAACAAUUCCUAUGAAUUUAGAUCGCGGGAUUGGUCGCCGCUCAAAUUGUUUUUAAUCAAAUCGUUGGAGAGUGGCGGGACCACAGCCCUCCCAAUUAUUGUCUAACUGCAGUCCACCGAAAGAUAGACCACCUAAAGAUGGAGGUCUGCAGAACAGCAAUUCGAAAUCCGACCAAAGGUAGAAGUCCCCCCAAAAAAAGUUUUGGCAUCUUCCAAACAAAAAAGGUUGGAAAUCGUCGUGGUCUUUUUUAAGCAGGAUACCUGCGGCCCGUUAGGGGGGCCCAACAGUACGGCGUGGUCGACCCCGGGGACUGAACCCCUGGGAUCUGGGUCUGGGGUUCGGACGGAUGCACAUAGUCGUUCCACCAGCAUCCCAUCGUCUAAGACACAGAUUGCCUGAGGAACAGGAGUCCCAACCCACCUCUUGUUGUUCUCUCUCCUGGGUCGACAGGAGACGCCUGAAAAGAGAGCCCUGUCUCUUGACACCAAAGAAUCCCCCACCCUUGAUUUCCC